AUGCCCACAAACAGAAUCAGGGUAGUUGAGGGAUCCUGUUGGCCCUGCAAGAAGCGCCGUAUCAAGUGCGACCUGACAAAGCCCCGGUGCAAUCGUUGCGCCAAGAUUGGGGCGGAUUGCGACUUCAACGCUCGCCGCCUGAAAUGGAGCACGCGGCCCACGAUCAAGGCUCCGGCCAUCUACCAGAUUGCCACCAGAGACGCGCAGCUCGCGUCCUGUCUAGCUUCAGACGAACGGCGCGCCCUGGAUUACUUCCAUCACCGCCUGUGGCCGCUCUUGACGACGGCCCCGGAACCAUGCGCGGCUCCAAUCUUACAGGCCCUUGAGCAUCGAGUCGUACUUCUCGCGGCGUGCGUCAUUGCGGAUGCGCACCGGGUUCUCCAGGACGGGAGGAACAGCCGCAGUCUCCUCCGCAUGAAGCGACUCGAGUGUCUCGCGGCCGUACGGGGUGAGGUCGGCGGCGCUCACAUGGUCGAUAAGAGUUCUCUCAUGACCCUGUUGCUUGCUGUACUCUUACUCUAUUUCCACGACGGAUACCUUGAAUGCGCUCAGGCGUCUGCCUCAACGUCAAGUCACCACGGGGGCGUCAAGGCAAUCAUCAACAGUCUCGGAGGCACUCUUCCGGUUCUGGAGACGAGUCAUGAGUCGAUCCACAUGCUCCUCUCUGAAUUUGCGUCAACGGAUCUCACAACCAUCAUGCUCAAGGGAGGGAAACCCUCGUUCCCUCACGAAAUAUGGGAUACAAUUGAGAAGAGAUCCGUAUGGUGGGGAAGAGACAUCCUUGGACGCUCAUCUCUGGCCUCCGUAUUUCAGCAAAUAUCUCGGCUAACAGAGUACCGAGAUGUUCUGAACAACGGCACCGAGCAACUCUCAAUGGAGACUAUCCGCAAAUUCGAGACGGCCUUGUCUCCGAUGUAUGCCAGGAUCACAGACACAUGUUCAGAUACUGGAGAUGCCGAUCCAGACUUAGAGGCAAACAACGAUUUCACUUUAAUUCGUGCCUUUCAGCAUACGGCUCUCAUCUACAUGUAUAGGGCCAUUUGCGGUCUACCAGUCUCUCAUUCUCUCGUACAGCAGCACGUUUUGCCGUGUCUAGAGUGCAUCAUCGAUAUGAAACAGCCCUCAAAGGUGCUGAAUUGUGUCAUUUUCCCUUUGCUCGUUGCUGGUGCGCAUGUUCAGUCCCCGAGACACAGAAAAGCAGUUCUGGGUAUCCUUCAUAUUAUUCGAGAUGAGAUGCGGUUUGCUAGCUUACAUACUGUCUCCGAGGUUUUGUGCGGUGUAUGGAAGGCCGCUCGAGAGGACGUAACUUGGUCAGAAAUGUACUCCGACUUGGCAUCAGAUGCCGUCGUGCUAUAA
Colletotrichum acutatum is the source of this 1356-nucleotide messenger RNA. RefSeq names its product fungal-specific transcription factor domain-containing protein. Bases 1 to 1356 code for a protein of 451 amino acids. Gene Ontology annotation, molecular function: DNA-binding transcription factor activity, RNA polymerase II-specific; zinc ion binding. The record is from RefSeq and is a predicted model, not a curated record. Gene Ontology annotation, biological process: regulation of DNA-templated transcription. The transcript has a single exon. NCBI's taxonomy places the organism in Eukaryota, Fungi, Ascomycota, Sordariomycetes, Glomerellales, Glomerellaceae.